Molecule: messenger RNA, 3204 nt
Organism: Carya illinoinensis
Lineage: Eukaryota; Viridiplantae; Streptophyta; Magnoliopsida; Fagales; Juglandaceae
Exons: 2
Coding region: 1834-2634 (266 amino acids)
Molecular function (GO): protein binding
Source: RefSeq, a predicted model, not a curated record
UCUACUACAUCUAUCGAUAAUUCUCAUAGGCAGAAAAGCCGACCUCCCCUUAUUUUUCUCUUCUUCGUACGGCUUCGCCGAAACCCUGGCCAUUUUCUUGCACUUUCCCUCCUUUGCUCUAGUCUAUGAAGCACCUCUGAAACCCCGGCGCCCUUCCCUUUUUCAUAUUUAUUUUCUCAUUCGAGAUUCCCUGUUGAUUUUCUCUUUUGCAUUUCGCUUCCCGUGUCUCUAUAAGCUUACUCCCACCUCGACUAAUCUCAGGCUCAUUCAUAUUCUUUUUGUUCUAUUGCGUUGUCAACGAAGAAAUGAGCUUGCUCAUAUAAUUUUAAAUGUGACCUCGUAAGCAAAGCGAAGAAUUUUUCAUACAAUCUCUACCUUUGACCGAGAACCUCUGAAGGGGAAAAGCGACGACAACCGCAAGUAAGAAGCUGCGUGAGGAGGCAUAUAUAAAUGUUUUAAAAUUAGUGUUCUUCAGUGGAGUUAGUGAACCAUUUGGACCUCACAAGUAUCAUUUUUUUUUUCAAUCUAGAAAGCUAGGGAUAUUUGUCGUUAUGUCCUUCGGGCUGCUUUUUGUUGGGUUGAAUAGGGCUGAACCCUAAACCAUGUAAGUUGAGUAUCCUAUCUUUGGCGUGCAACUAUUGGCUGGAGAUACAGAAGAUUCCCACUUGAUUGGUUGUGCAACUUGAGUUUUAGUUUGGAAUCACAAAUGAUGGAGAAGCUGAUAUAAUCGCUGAUCAGGAUUUUAUUUCCUAAAUUGUUUACAUAGAAAUAACUGGUGGGAGAAGAGUAUUUGCGUGGAAAAAUUGUUGAGCUCGUAUUUUUCAUGAGAGUCGAAACGGGAUUGUUUUUAUUUUUAAUAUUACACUACAGGGUGGCUAUGCUACAGUUCUCAUUUUCGUCAACUGUGGUCUUGGCUACUUUUUGUGAUAGUCUGGAAGAGAGAUUGUUCCUAAAUGAGGAAGAGGAUUGGACAAUGUUGAAUGAAUUGAGAAAAGAGAGGUAUGAAUAGGUGUGCAACUGCAAUCACUCAUGCUACACAUCCUCAUAUGACAGCGUGCUCUCAGAUUUUUUUUAUUCACGCAGCUUUCUUAGUAAGAAACAAAUGGUGUAGUGGGAGUUUUUAGGUUGAAAUCCUUAUAAUCAAAUGGAAUAUUGUAGCAGUUCUGAGUGCAAAAUCUCCUGUAUAAAACUUAAAUUGUAAUUCCUGUCACAGGUACUCACUUCAUUUGACUCAUCCCAUGUUUCAGUUGAGCUUUAUCUUAACUGUACCUUAUCAUUAAGUGGAUGGAGUGGAAUGAAAAAAAAAAUGGAUGAUGGAGAGGAAUGCUGAAUGCAGUUCUCAUAUCACAACAAUAUUUUGUGGAAAGGGUCUUGUUUCCUUGACAUUCUGCAGUAUUUUGCACCCUGAUUAUUUUACCGCUCAAAAUAGUUCUUUUUUGGUCCAUUUGUUGCUGUGUUAGCAUUUCCUGCAUCUUCUUGUUGGUGUGUUUUCAAUCCCUAGGGGUUGGCUCAAGUGGUAAAGGCGUUGGGCUUGAGGGUAUGCAUCCCUUAGGUUUAAGGUUCAAAUCCCCUUGGAUGCAAACAAUCUCUAGAGGCCAUUGGACUACUGGAUUUUCUCCUUAAAUUAUCCGAGAUGCACUUGUGGAAAACUUCUUGCCGAGGACCUGUGCACCUCCUGGAUUAGUCGGGACAUUGUUCCUGGACACCUGGUGCCAAUAAAAAAAAAAAUUGUUGGUAUGUUUUCGUUAUUGAUAUCAUUGCUAGUCAUCAUCUCGUUAUAUUCACUAUUUGUGUGCUUUGUAUAAUGUAUAAUAACAAGCAGAUUCUCUACUGAUGGUGGGAAAAAAGCAAAGACAUCUUGUGGCAAUAGCUAGAAACAAGAAUAUUACUCGAAGUGGCCACCUUAACUCGUCAAAAUCUAGUGAUGAUCUGGAUGUGCAGGGAGAAGAUAGUUGGGUGAUUGUGAAAAAGCAGAGGGUCACCAUUUUGGUGCCUCCUCUACCUGCUGCAAAAAACUUGAAGACUCGAAACCUAGGACCAAGUCAGCUGGAAGCCAGACCCCAAAAAACAAGUAACCAAAUACAACCUCCAAUUGAUAUAUGCCCUAGAAUAUUGUCUGUUGAUGAAGAAGGAAAGUCCAUGUCACUGGCUCCUGAAAAGGGUAUUCAGGUUGUGAGAAAAGCUCAUUCUCAAGAUCUGCCAACAUUAGCUAAGCCACCAAGGGAAGAUUUAAGAAUGGAAACAAAAAAUACAAAUCAAGUUGGCACCUCAAAAACUUGUGAAAGAUAUGGGGUGUCUGACACCUCAAAAGCUAUCAAGCGACCUAGGCUAUUACAUUGCCCCAGUGGCUUGAUUGAUGGGGCCCGUGGGGGAAUGUUGCUAAGUCAAAAGCUGAGGGCAUCAAAUCUUGAGAUAAAACUUAAAAGAGCUGGGGGGUUGAGCAGGUGGUUAGCAUCGCUUGGUCUGGAUCAGUUUGUGAGGAUUUUCCAGAGGAAGAGUGUUAAUAAAUUUCAGUUGGUAAAUUUAACAAUGAAGAAGCUCAAAGAUAUGGGUGCAAAUGCAGUGGGGCCUAGGAGGAAACUGAUACAUGCCAUCGACUGUGUUUGUCAGUCCUAUUGUUUUGAGGCCAUCUGAAUGUUCAUUGGAUCUUGAAGUAAUAUGAAGAUAGGAGGAAAGACACUGUCAAAUGCAGCAGCCAAAUUAUAUUGGUCAGGGACGUGCCUGAACAAUUGGAUAUUUCAUGACAGCUACUUGAGAGAGAGAAUAUGAAACAAACUUUGCUGCUAGUAGAAGAGGCGGUAACAUUGGCUCCAGAAAGAAUCUUCUGCCCUCCUGGCAACAAGCUGCAAAACUUCCACUGCAGAACAUCAUCAACCAGGAAGGUGACAUAUUGCUGGGUAACAUCUGCUAUCAAGAAUGAGAGAGCUCAUGAUAGAAUGCAAAUUUCAUCAAUCGUAUAUGAUAUUAUCCAUUCCUUAAAAGUCCUUCAAACAAUGGCACGUAUAGAAAAUUUAUUGGUUAACAACCGAUGUGCGGACUUGGUGCUGCAGUAGUAGGCCAUGCCUAAUCUCAUGACUUGCAUUCCCCUUGAUAUUUUUCCCCUUGCGUGCCAUGACUGUUACACAUUAUUCUAUCUGUGGUACUUGGUAUAGUGGUAUGCUCAAAACGAGUUAUUAUUGCUUAAUGAAUUUGGGUCUGAGAUAA